This is a messenger RNA of Salvia hispanica, 2179 nucleotides long. Its product is annotated as zinc finger CONSTANS-like protein (DUF3537). The record is from RefSeq and is a predicted model, not a curated record. NCBI's taxonomy places the organism in Eukaryota, Viridiplantae, Streptophyta, Magnoliopsida, Lamiales, Lamiaceae.
AUUAAUAUAUUUACUUUCUAUAAAUUGAUUAGCAGUAGUUACAGCUGACAUAAACUCCCAAAUCCUAACUCAAAAGCCCUCAGCUCCGCUGGGAAAGAAUCUCGGCGGCUAAUUCGUAGUUGCGAUUGUCCACAUUUUAUUUGAUUUGGAGAAUCAAACAGCGGUCUUCAAUAUUAAAUUCGUUUGUUCAGUUCCCACAUGCAAAUCUUGCUUGUUUAUAAGUUUAUUGUUGUGAAACGUGCGUGCGAAGACGAGCUGAUCAAUGAUUGUGAUCUGUCAUUUGUGUUGGAUCUUCAUUUCCCCCCUUUUUAAACUUCUACAAAGCUGAGCCUCUUUUUCUCCCUUUUCCUUUCCCAGAUUAUCUGAAUUGUCCCCCCUUUUUUAAAUUUUCUCCGUCGAUGGCUGAGGCUCAUAUUCAAAUAGAAGUGGAAGAUUCGAGAAUUUCACAUGAAAACGCCCCUUUGCUGAAAAAUUCUGAUGAAAACCAGCAAUCAGAGCCGUCAGGUGUUCGAGAAAAUGACAAAGAGACUCUUCUGGACAAGACCCUUCAAAGAUUGGAUCUUUUUAUCACUCUUUUGGGGUAUAAUCAGUCUUCUGUGGGGAGGUUUCUGGUUUCAUGGGGGGUAUUCUUGGUAUUUGGGGUUGUGCUUCCGGUGGUGAUGCUUGAGCUCUCGAAUUGCCCCGGGUGUGAGAAGGGUCAGAUCAAGAGCUUUGAGAUUGGUAUAGUGGUUUCUCAGGCUUCUUUGGCUGCUUCAUCUAUGUUGUGCUUUUCGCAUAAUUUGCGGAAAUAUGGUGUUAGGAAAUUUCUGUUUGUUGAUCGAUACAGCGGGUAUGUGGAGAGGUUCAGUGCGCAGUAUGUGCAGAAGAUCUCAGGUUCUCUACGCUUGCUAGUAGUAUGGGUGAUCCCGUGUUGCCUCUUGAAAACUGCACGUGAAAUCAUCAGAAUUAUGUAUGUUCAUCAUGAGUCGCAGUGGCAGUCUGUUGCGAUUUUAAUUGCUUUCGUAUUGUCAUGGACAUACGUGACCAUUAUCAUUCUUUCAGCCUGUGUCUUGUUCCACCUGGUGUGCAACUUGCAAAUUAUACAUUUUGAAGAUUAUGGGAAACUUUUGGAAAGAGAAUCUGACGUAGUAGCCUUACUGCAAGAGCAUGCUCGCCUACGCUAUUAUCUAUCCAAAAUAAGCCAUAGAUUUAGAAUAUAUCUUCUCCUGCAAUUUGUGAUUGUAACUGCAAGCCACUUUAUGUUUCUAUUCCAGACCACUGGAUACAGUGGGAUAAUCACUUUCAUCAAUGGGGGUGAUUUUGCAGUGACAUCAAUCGUUCAGGUGGCUGUGAUAAUUCUUUGCUUGAAUGCUGCUGCAAAAAUAUCCCACAGAGCCCAAGGCAUCGGGGGACUCGCAAGUAGAUGGCAUGCUUUAGUAACUUGCAGUGUUGAUGAUUCAUCUCAGUUCCGUAAUUCAAAUUACUCGGGAAAUUAUGAGGCUACUGCAGAGAAGUUGGUUUCACUCCAUGUAGACUACUCAGAAAGUGAUUUGGAAUCACUGGAUUUUAUGUCAACACCAACUAAUAUACAGCUGGCUUCGUAUAUGUCUUCUUACCACAAGCGACUGGCACUAGUGAUGUAUUUGCAGUCCAACCCCGGAGGAAUCACAAUUUUCGGAUGGACAGUUGAUCGUGGCAUGAUCAACACGAUCUUCUUCAUCGAGCUAUCACUAGUCACAUUUGUGUUAGGCAAGACCAUAGUCAUCACAUGAGAGUAGCUAGGGCACGGUAAUUGUCUUUUUGCAGCAGCAGUGUCGCCCGAUUCCACAGUUUGCAGUUCUCACCUCAUCUCCAGCCUAUUUUAGGCUGUGAGCAGGCAAGCAACGACCAAGCGUUCGUUUCCAGACUUGCUUCUUUUUCCAACAUUACAGAAAAAUUCCUAUAUAUAGCCCUGGUGAGUCUCAUGCGCUUCUCGCCCUCGAUUUUCUUCGAGUUUUUUGGCCAGUUUGUGCACUCCUUUGCAGCUGGGAGAAAUUGAGGCCAAAAGAGACCUGAAAUUCAUCAGAAGCUAUUCCUUGUUUGUACAAAUUGUUUCAUUUUUGCAGAGAAGAAUUACAGAAAAAGGUUUGCUUACAUCUCCACUCAUUUAGAUUGCUCAUUGUCAUUACUAAAAGGUCUAUAUAAUCUUUCUAUUUUUUCA